AUGACUUUACAGACGCCAUUGUCGACCUCGUCCAUAAACGCUAAAUCUUCCUUAUUGAAAAUGAAUUCCUUGUCGAGAACUUCAUCCAGACAGCAAAAUAUAAAAAGUCCAUCCAAACGCAACAACUCAAGACCACCUCGGCCUAUUAGUAGUGGGUCCAAUUUCUUUCCAAUUACAAGAACCAACUCCAAUAUUUCAACAGCUUCAUUGGAGUCAUUGGAGUCAAAACAUUUAAGAUCAAGAUCCCAGUCACAAUCGCCUUUGAAACAAAAUGUAAAUAAUUCAACUUUAGUGUUAGAAACAAAUGUUAAGAAAUUCUCCCCCAGAUCAAAAUCUCCAUUAAAAACUUCAAAUCUUUUGAAUUAUAAUAGAAUUAAUAACAAUUAUAAUAGCAAGUACCAACAAGAUUAUUUCAAUGAUAAUAAUAAUAAUAAUAAUAAUUAG
Messenger RNA from Ascoidea rubescens DSM 1968, 444 nucleotides. RefSeq lists its product as uncharacterized. The record is from RefSeq and is a predicted model, not a curated record. Lineage: Eukaryota; Fungi; Ascomycota; Saccharomycetes; Ascoideales; Ascoideaceae. The transcript has a single exon. The coding region runs from base 1 to 444 and encodes 147 amino acids.